AUGGAUCUAUUCGUGGGGCAACUGAAGGGCUACAGGACUCUGACCGUGGGGCUAGUCUUUGUGGUUUUGGUGAUCUGUCUCAUGAUGGCUUGGCUGGAGCCCAUCAAGAGUUGGCUCCCACCACCCCAUCCUGCCUCUAAAUGUGUCUCUGAGACCAUCGACUGGGACCUUCUCCCUCAAGAACUGACCAACCUGACCAGCCUUCUUUACUGGCCUCCAACUGGUGGAGACAGGGAUGACUUUUUGGCGACUACCAGCCCCCAAACCUCCACGUACACCUUGAAGGGUCCUGCUCAGGCCAGCUAUACUCUGGGAAGUAACCUAGAGGCCAUCCUUGUGGCUAGGGAUCACCAGGGUAGGCCCAAGACUCAUGGUGGAGACCUGUUUCGGGCGAAGCUCCUGGGCCCAGAGUUGAGAGCAGGAGUCCCAGGGGAGGUGACGGAUCUGGAGAACGGCACCUACCUCCUGUCCUUCCCCCUGCUCUGGGCCGGGUGGGCCCAGGUGCAGGUGAGGCUGAUCCACUCGAGUGAGGCAGUCGGGGUCCUGCAGAGGGUCUGGAGAGAAAGACGGGCCACCGUUGACUUCAGAGGGUAUUUCCGAGGAAGGGACGGCACUCGAGAGACUGUUAUCUGCAACGUGGACCCUCAGUCAACUGGAGCCAAGGGGCCCACCUGCCGGUACAGAGACGUGGUCUCCGGGGAGGUCUGGUUCUGUGCUCAGCCCUCUGCUCUGCCCUGCAACGCUUUAGUAGGUCACUCGAGUGGGAGUUACCUGAAGGUGACCACACCGCGUGAUGAAGACCUGCUGGCUGGGCGUGUGACUGACCAGACACUCCCUUCAGGCAUAUCUCCAAUCCUGGUGACACCAGCAGCCACAGGAAACCUGGGUGAUCUGGGCCAGAAGCUGAGAGAACUGGUUUAUUCAGUGAUGAGACUCGAGCCUAGAGCACCAAGCAUAUUAGCCUUGCCCUCAAGGCCCCCGUGCCGCCCUGGCCACCUGUCUCCAAAACCCUCUGGCUUCUACCACCAAGACAGAUGGCACUCCACAUUCUGCUCCAGCCGCUCCUUCCCCACUGUGGGCAGCAUCCUGAACUGCCUGGCUGGCCGCAUCGUCUACAUGAUGGGGGACUCCACACUUCGGCAGUGGUGGGAGUAUUUGCGAGACACGGUGCCCUCCCUGAAGCCAGUUGAUCUUCAUGUCCAAUAUCAGGUAGGCCCCCUGAUGAUUGUGGACACAACUCGGGGUGCAGUACUGCACUGGAGGGCCCACAGCUGGCCCCUGCGCUCUCGUCACACCCCAGUGGCCUCCCUGCACUCUGUGGCCAGAGAACUGCAUGGCCUGGCUGGGGGACCCUACACCGUGGUGGUCCUGGGUAUGGGAGCCCAUUUUACCACUUUCCCUCCAUCCGUCUUUGCUCGAAGACUGGCAGGGAUUCGGGAAGCCGUGAAAGCCCUGCUGGACCGCGAGCCCAGUACUCUGGUGGUCAUCAAACUGGCCAAUACUGGCUACAAGUCCGUGUAUGGCAGUGACUGGCUCACGCUCCAGGUGAACAGGCUCCUCCGAGCUGCCUUUGUUGGUCUCCCAGUGGCCUUUGUGGAUGCUUGGGAAAUGACCUCCAGCCUGGCUGUGCCAGACAACAUCCACCCAAACAAGCUUAUUGUCCGCAACGAAGUGGACUUAUUUCUGUCCUUCAUCUGUCCCACCUGAGGGACCUGAGGCUGGAUGGAUGGAGAGCCUGAGUGUGGCCAUCGAAAAGAUGAACACCAAGUGGAAAACUGCAGUUACCCUGGCUUACCCACAGUGACACAUGGUCACCAAGGUUAUACAUUGCUCUGUGUGCCUCACAGAUGAAUCUAAUCUUAUAUAAACGAGGUGAUGUUUUACAUACUGUCUUCCUUUUGAAAGUAAGAGGUGGUGAACCUAGAGCUAGGCUGGCAGUCAGGUAGAGUCACUGAUCUUUUUGUCUCUGUCCAACACAGCACAGGGGUUAUAGCAUAAAUUCACAUCAGUAUUUUUAUGAGGUGCUGGGCUUCACACUCAGACUUUCCUGUUUGUGCCCUUACCUACUGAACGGUCUCCCAAGUCAUACAUUUUUAAAGACAAGUCUUAAACCUCAAACCCUUGCUCUAGCUAUGCAAACACCCUAUCUCCUACCAGCAUAUGCUUUGUUUUUAAUUUUGGAAUUUUUUUAUUAUAAUAAAAUUUCGCAUUUGUGAGCAA
Messenger RNA from Mesocricetus auratus (golden hamster), 2220 nucleotides. RefSeq names its product NXPE family member 3-like. NCBI's taxonomy places the organism in Eukaryota, Metazoa, Chordata, Mammalia, Rodentia, Cricetidae. The record is from RefSeq and is a predicted model, not a curated record.